GCCAGACUGCGGCCCGCCAGUCUUGUGUCCUGGUCGCGAACGGUCGCACGUCUGCGCAACAAUUCCGUACAACUUCGCGCGAACGAAACAAAACUCUUCUUUAGCGAACCUACGGUCGAAACGAACGAAGAAGUUUUUUUCACAACAGGAAAAAGUGCGAAAAUUUUCGCUCCAACUUUUCUUACUGCAAUUUCAAAUAAAAGAUAUGAGUUUCUCUUGUUUGCAGUGGAUUUGGUGGUGAGUUUGUAAAAGUUGCGACAGUUGAGAAAAAAGUGAAGGUUCGUGCGUGAAAUGUCGCCGAAUACGAUUUGAAUAUAAUUUGCCUAACAAAGGUGUUCGUGACGGCGACGAUGUCGUCCUUUUGGCUUUUGCUUCUCGUGACAAAUUCUUACGCCGCUGCGGUGAGCGACAACUUUCUCAAGAUGCUCUCGGGGAUGCAACCCCCGCUGGACCCGUGCUACGACGACGAUCGCCCGAGAAGGUGCAUUCCCGAUUUCGUAAAUGCGGCAUUCGGUAUUCCGGUUACAGCGUCGUCCACUUGCGGUCUCAAGGGACCCUGGCAGUAUUGCGAAGCUCCCGAGCCAAACGCUCAGAUCCAAUGUAACAUCUGCGACGAUCACAAUCCAAAGAAAAGAUUCCCAGCAAGUUACCUGACAGACCUGAACAAUCCCAAUAACGUUACCUGCUGGAGAUCGGAACCUCUGCAACCCCCUACGAGUGCUCACGCACCACCGGACAAUGUGACCCUUACCCUGAGCUUGGGGAAGAAGUACGAAUUAACAUACGUGAGUUUACAGUUCUGCCCGAAUACCCCGAAACCUGAUUCUAUAGCGAUCUAUAAGAGUAACGAUUACGGAAAGACAUGGCAGCCGUUCCAAUUCUACUCCAGCCAGUGUAGAAGAGUUUACGGAAGACCCAAUCGUGCAACUAUAACCAGAGCAAACGAACAGGAGGCCAGAUGUACCGACGCCCAUAGAUACACCGGAGGAGACGGUUUGAGUUUAGGUCAUAUGUCAAGAAUCGCAUUCAGCACUUUAGAAGGACGUCCAAGUGCUUCUGACUUCGACAAUUCGCCAGUUCUCCAGGACUGGAUCACGGCUACCGAUAUCAAAGUAGUUUUUAAUCGUCUUCACAUGCCAGCUGAAGAUCCUUCCGACAGUCUGGACGUCCUUAUCGAUCAAGGCUACAAGCGGAUCGACGAGGAGGAAGAGGACAAGGAUUAUAAGCAUUUUGAAGAAGAAGACGAGGAUAAUCAGACUAAAGGUCCUUCCGUACAGCUUUUGAACGAGAUGCAAGUGAUCGAUUCGGAGGAACCCAAACCUCCACCUACCGCAGUGGAUUUGACAAGCAACGGGGUUGUCGUGAAUAAUUUUAAUCACAGGGUGACGCAUCAAUACGCCGUGAGCGAUUUUUCGGUCGGGGGUCGAUGCAAGUGCAAUGGACAUGCAAGCCGUUGCAUCACAGGUCGCGAUGGUUUGCUGACCUGCGACUGCAAGCAUAACACCGCCGGUAGGGAGUGCGAGAGAUGCAAACCUUUCCAUUUCGACAGGCCUUGGGGUAGAGCCACCACGAAAGAUGCCAACGAAUGCAAAGCUUGCGAAUGUAAUCAACACGCUAGAAGAUGUCGCUUCAAUAUGGAACUUUACAAACUGUCCGGAAGAGUUUCCGGCGGUGUUUGCUUGAAGUGCCGACAUUUCACCGCGGGUCGUCAUUGUCAUUACUGCCGCGAGGGCUACUAUCGCGAUCCCACCAAACAAAUUACACACAGACGAGCAUGCAAACCAUGCGACUGUCAUCCCAUAGGAGCAUCGGGCAAGACUUGUAACCAGGUAACAGGACAGUGUCCCUGCAAGGAUGGCGUGAUCGGCAUCACUUGCAACCGAUGCGACCGUGGAUACCAACAGAGCAGAUCGCAUAUUGCACCGUGCAUUAAGAUUCCACCGGUUGUUCAAAUGAUGGCGACGGAAGAGCACAACGACGGAUAUGCCCGGAACGAAGCGGAAACGAAUUCUGCGGGAGAUAAUUGUGGAAAAUGCAAGACGGCAACACGUAGACUGAAUCUGAAUAAAUACUGCAAAAGGGAUUUUGCAAUUAUGGUUCGAGUUCUUUCACACGUGGAUGAUCCGGUGGACGAACAUACCAAAGGAUGGGUCCGCUAUAUGAUCACCGUUGAAUCGAUUUUCAAAAAGGCCCGGGAUUCAAGAAUAAGGAAAGGGACAACAUCGCUACUUAUACCCUCUGCUGAUUUGGCUUGCAAGUGUCCGAAAAUCAAAGUGUCAAAGUAA
This is a messenger RNA of Agrilus planipennis (emerald ash borer), 2285 nucleotides long. Its product is annotated as netrin-B-like. Gene Ontology annotation, molecular function: protein binding. Lineage: Eukaryota; Metazoa; Arthropoda; Insecta; Coleoptera; Buprestidae. Bases 351 to 2285 code for a protein of 644 amino acids. The transcript is spliced from 6 exons. The record is from RefSeq and is a predicted model, not a curated record.